Ostreococcus lucimarinus CCE9901 is the source of this 765-nucleotide messenger RNA. RefSeq lists its product with no specific name. NCBI's taxonomy places the organism in Eukaryota, Viridiplantae, Chlorophyta, Mamiellophyceae, Mamiellales, Bathycoccaceae. The coding region runs from base 1 to 765 and encodes 254 amino acids. Gene Ontology annotation, biological process: rRNA base methylation; tRNA methylation. Gene Ontology annotation, molecular function: catalytic activity; iron-sulfur cluster binding. The transcript has a single exon. The record is from RefSeq and is a predicted model, not a curated record.
AUGAAUUGCCAGUUUUGUUACACGGCGAAAAUGGGGUUGAGGAAAAAUCUCAGCGCGGCGCAGAUCGUGGAGCAGGUCGUGCAGGCGAGACGGAUGGUGGGCGCGAGCGAGGUGUCGAACGUAGUCUUUAUGGGCAUGGGGGAGCCGCUGCACAACGUCGAUGAGGUGUUAAAGGCGGUAUCAAUCUUGUUGGAUCCCAAAGGAUUGGGGUUUUCGCGUAACAAAGUCACCGUGAGCACGUCUGGGCUGGUUCCACAGAUGGAGCGAUUUUUACGCGAGAGUGAGGCGUCGUUGGCCGUGUCGCUCAACGCCACGACGGAUUACAUUCGCAACUGGAUCAUGCCCAUCAAUCGCAAAUACAACCUCGAAAUGCUUCUUGGAUUGCUCCGUCGCGAGUUUCCGCGCCAAUCUCUCGGUAGGCACCAAAGACAGGUAUUUUUCGAGUACAUCAUGCUCGAAGGCGUGAACGACAGCGACGAGGACGCGGAUCGAUUGGUCGAAAUCGCUCGCGACAUUCCGUGCAAAAUCAAUCUCAUUUAUUUCAACACGCACGACGGUUCGGAGUUCAAGUGCAGCGAUCAAGAGCGAAUCAACGCUUUUCGCCAGCGCGUCAGCGAUGCGGGCGUGACGUGCACGAUUCGACAGUCUCGAGGGGACGAAGAGAUGUCGGCGUGCGGACAGCUCGGCAAGCCGGACGACGAGGCAAACUGGAAACCUCCGCCGCCUCGCAUGCGAGACCCGCGCACGCGCGCGCAGCGCUUGUGA